This is a messenger RNA of Apis florea (little honeybee), 1284 nucleotides long. RefSeq lists its product as uncharacterized. Gene Ontology annotation, cellular component: trans-Golgi network. The record is from RefSeq and is a predicted model, not a curated record. Lineage: Eukaryota; Metazoa; Arthropoda; Insecta; Hymenoptera; Apidae.
CAUAAUGUAGUUCUAACGAAAAUAACUUUUAACCUGUUUGUAGAAAUGAAUCUGAUUUUUGUACCAUUUAGAUUAUUAUUGGAUAGUUUUAAGGUUAGUAAAUAAAAGUUUUUGUUUUGUUUGAAUGUUUUAUAUUUUAAUAUAAAACAUAUACCAAUGAUACUUUAUGUAUGGUAAUAAGUAAAGUGGUAUAAGUACUAUAAUUAUGUAUCAAGGAUUAUUAAAUAUGGUCGGGAAAAAUGAGAUAUUACUCGUUGGAUCUCUUUUAAUACUUUUUUGCAAACAAGUAUCUUCGGAAUGUAGACAAUUAACGGCUUGUUCGUGUAUGUUUUCUAAUGGACAAGGUUAUAACUUGUCACCUCUGAGUAACUCAAGCCUAACAGCCACCGAUGAUUUGACUAAUUUCACUUUUUAUUAUCAUCCUUGUACGAAUAUACCAUUAGGCAAUAAAUCGACCGAUUGUUAUAAAGGCGUUUCUUUAUGUGCUAUACACGACAAUCAUACUUUUAGCCUAGGUAAAGCAGAAGAAACAAGAAUAAUUGUCGAAAUAGAUAAUGCGAAACCGCCCGUUUUCAUUCUUCAUAAUGAAAAUAAUAGUAUAACAACAAUAGCCCUAGCUUGCUGUAAUAAUUUAUGUGGUACUCAUUUAUAUGUGGAUUCUGUCAAUGUUGAUAAGAAUGAAUACCAUCUAAUAUUGACGUCUUCUUAUGCUUGUAAAACGACGCAAAUUAAAAGUCUUUCUACUGGUUCUAUAUUGCUUAUCUAUUUUUUUAUAUUAACUGGAAUAUAUUUUAUUGGAGGAACAAUAAUUUUAAAGUUUUUAAGAGGAGCAACUGGUUGGGAAAUGGUACCUAAUCAUGAAUUUUGGCGGAACCUUCCUUCACUUGUUAAAGAUGGAGUUGUAUUUACUUUUAAUUGUUGUCGCUUAGACAGUUAUGAAAGAAUAUAAAUUUAUAUAAUUACAGUUUAAAAAUACAAUGUAAAUUUGAUAGAUCAUAAAAAGUGCUCUUGUGGUUUCAAUUAGCGAAUAAACGCUAAAAUAAUUUUUUAUUGUAAAAUUAUCAAUGAAUAUAUUCUUUAAGAUGUGUACAUUUUUCAUAAACAUAAAUGCAAAUGUGUAUAUGCGUAUAACGCAUUGUGCGUUCAUAGUGUUUGAUACUGUGUGAAAAUAGCUGAAUAUUUAAUUAUGUUACAUAUAUAUAAUAUUAAUAAUUUUAUGAUAUAUGUAAUAUUUUAUUAACGAUUAUUAAUAAUAUAAAAAUAUAAAUACUUAUAUAUAAACUA